Messenger RNA from Micropterus dolomieu (smallmouth bass), 7442 nucleotides. It is a transcript of the gene dip2a, whose product is annotated as disco-interacting protein 2 homolog A. Gene Ontology annotation, cellular component: cell surface. NCBI's taxonomy places the organism in Eukaryota, Metazoa, Chordata, Actinopteri, Centrarchiformes, Centrarchidae. The record is from RefSeq and is a predicted model, not a curated record. Bases 418 to 5313 code for a protein of 1631 amino acids. The transcript has 40 exons.
GGGCUGCUGUUGCCAUGAUGCAAUGGCGACUGCGCCGUGGGAAGCGAGCGAGGAGUUGAAUGGGUUUCUCCACACAGCUGAAGUGAAGCUGCCUGCAGCCAGUCAGGACACCGUCAGUGGCGAGGGACAGAACAGCGGGCACGGCGACACUGACAGGGUCCUGUCCUGCCACACUACAUGGAAACACACAGCCAGGUGUGUCUGCUAGCCUCACAGCUAGCCGUGUCAUGACGGUUGGAGAGAAUUCUCACACAUCUGUACGACGAGACGUGAGGAGCACCAACACCCUGUUUUCCCUCCGUAGCCCAAACCAAGUGAGGAGGGGUUGUUGUUUUUAAAUUCUUUCAUUUUCUGGUCGCAUCGUCCUAUAAAUCGGCGUGUCAGUGGACCUAUUUGUGGUCUCCGUAUUGGACCACCAUGGCUGAGAGAACCUCAACCGGGUUACUAACGAUGAUGUUGGAGCCCACGCCGGCUGUCGCUAUGACCCUGCCGGCGGAGGUCCGUGAGAAGCUGGCGGAGCUGGAGCUGGAGCUCUCUGAAGGAAGGAGAAAGGAAACAAAAGAGCCAACUUCCUGUGCGUACAGGCAGGCCUUCUACACAAUGGAACAGGAAGUGCCUGGCAACUGGGACAUCACUCAGAAGGGCUAUGAGAAGAAAAGAGGCAAGCUGUUGGCACCGUACAUCCCACAGAUACAAGGUGUAGAUCCUUCUCUGCAAAUUGACAACAGGAUCCAGGCCUCCUCCCAAGCCGUUCUCCCAGGUUCUAAACACAACAAGUCGCGGGCGGCCAACACACGGGAUGAACGCUUCAGAUCUGAUUUGCACACAGAAGCCGUCCAAGCAGCUUUGGCAAAGUACAAAGAGAGGAAGAUGCCAAUGCCCUCCAAGAGACGAUCUGUGCUAGUUCAGUCUUCUGUUGAGGCAUGCACCCCGCCAGACACCUCCUCAGCGUCGGAAGACGAGGGCUCGCUGCGCCGACAGGGACGUCUGGCCACCUCCACGCCCUACCAGGGCCACGGCCACCCAGCCGUUGAGCACUGGUUUAACCGUGUCAUCCAGGGUUCCUCCACCUCAUCCUCCGCGUCAUCCACCUCAUCCCACCCGGGAGGGAGAUCCGUCACCACCACCAACACCACUGUCCACGCAGCCCUGAACGCCAACGCAGCAGCUACCGCACUGGCCGACCUUAUGGCACACACCCAGCUAGAUAACCACUCAGCGCCCCCCGAUGUGACGGGGCUGUCGGAGCGCUCCUUGAUUCAUGCGGAGCGGCCCCAGGUGGCCUCAGUGCGAGGCGUGUCUCGCGGCUGCAACCACCAUACCAGCGUCAUGGAGACUGCAGAUGGCUGUGAAUGGAGAAGUGAAGGAUCCCUCAGUUUAAUGGCUGGUGUUCCAGUCAACAGUCGUGUCUCCUCCAAAAUCCAGCAGCUUCUCAACACUCUGAAGAGACCAAAGCGACCGCCGUUGAGAGAGUUCUUUGUCGAUGACUUUGAGGAGCUUCUGGAUGUCCAGCAGCCAGAUCCCAACCAGCCGAAGCCAGAAGGGCAGCAGAUGAGUCCCCUGGAAGGAGAGCUUCUCGGGGUGGCCAACAAGUGGCCUCCCUCCUUGCCAGCCGCCUUACAACGGUGGGGCACAACUCAUCCCAAGAGUCCCUGUCUAACUGGACUCGACAAUGCUGGCAAACCCGUCUAUACACUCACCUACGGUAAACUAUGGACCCGCAGUCAGAAACUGGCCUACACUCUUCUUAACAAGUUGAGCACCAGAAAUGAGCCCUUGCUCAUGCCGGGAGACAGAGUUGCACUUGUUUUCCCCAACAACGACCCAGUGAUGUUCAUGGUGGCCUUCUAUGGCUGCCUCCUGGCAGAGCUGGUACCUGUGCCUAUCGAAGUGCCGCUGACCAGAAAGGAUGCAGGAAGUCAACAGAUUGGCUUUCUGUUGGGCAGCUGUGGCGUCACAUUGGCACUGACCACUGACGCUUGUCAGAAAGGCUUGCCCAAAGCACAAACAGGGGAGGUAGCCACUUUCAAAGGCUGGCCGCGGUUGCUGUGGUUUGUGACAGAUGGAAAACAUGUUGUGAAGCCUCCAAAAGAAUGGCAUCCUCCAGUACGAGAAGCCAGUAAUGACAUAGCCUACAUUGAGUAUAAAACCAGCAAGGAAGGAAGCACCAUGGGGAUCACAGUGUCUCAUUCUGCCAUGCUGGCUCACUGUCAUGCCCUCACACAGGCCUGCGGCUACACUGAAGCUGAGACCAUAACCAACGUCCUGGACUUCAAGAGAGAAGCAGGAUUAUGGCAUGGUGUUCUUACUAGUGUCAUGAAUCGGAUGCACGUGAUCAGCAUUCCUUACUCCCUGAUGAAAGUCAACCCCCUCUCCUGGAUACAGAAGGUUCACACAUACAAAGCGCGGGUCGCAGUGGUGAAAUCGAGGGACAUGCACUGGUCUCUGCUGGCCCAGAGAGACCAGAGGGACAUCAGCCUGAGCUCACUGCGCAUGCUCAUUGUAGCUGACGGAGCUAACCCAUGGUCGAUAUCUUCCUGCGACGCAUUCCUCAACGUGUUUCAGGCACGUGGACUGCGACCUGAGGUGAUUUGUCCAUGUGCAAGCUCUUCAGAAGCCAUGACUGUCGCCAUCCGCAGACCUCCAGAAAUGGGUGUCCCUCCUCCUGGCAAGGCGGUGCUGUCUAUGGGUGGGCUGAGCCACAGCGUGAUCCGUGUGGACACAGAGGAGAAACUCUCUGUUCUUACAGUGCAGGAUGUGGGACAGGUCAUGCCUGGAGCUGUGGUUUGUGUGGUGCGGGUGGAGGGGACACCCUAUCUCUGUCAGACAGAUGAGGUUGGAGAGAUCUGUGUGAGCUCAGGUAGCACGGGCGUAGCUUAUUACGGCCUCCCAGGGAUGACCAAGAACAUCUUUGAGACCAUACCAGUAACAUCAUCUGGGAUUCCCAUCAGUGACAGACACUUUACCAGGACCUCACUGCUGGGCUUUGUGGGGCCGGACAGCCUUGUGUUUAUUGUGGGGAAGAUGGAAGGGCUGAUGGUGGUCAGUGGGCGGAGACACAAUGCUGAUGACGUGGUUGCCACAGCACUGGCAGUGGAGCCCAUGAAGUUUGUGUACAGGGGGAGGAUAGCAGUGUUUUCUGUGUCGGUGCUGCAUGACGAGAGGAUCGUUGUUGUGGCAGAGCAGAGGCCAGACGCCUCUGAGGAAGACAGCUUCCAGUGGAUGAGCCGCGUCCUUCAGGCCAUAGACAGCAUUCAUCAGGUCGGGGUGUACUGCCUGGCCCUGGUGCCUGCCAACACACUUCCUAAGGCUCCCCUGGGCGGAAUCCAUAUAUCUGAGACCAAACAGCGCUUCCUGGAGGGCGCCUUGCAUCCCUGCAACGUCCUCAUGUGCCCUCACACAUGUGUCACCAACCUGCCCAAGCCGAGACAAAAACAGCCAGAGGUCGGUCCUGCUUCUAUGAUAGUGGGCAACCUGGUGGCAGGCAAGAGGAUAGCACAGGCCUGUGGGAGAGACGUGGGCCAGCUAGAGGACAAUGACCAGGCACGUAAGUUCCUGUACAUUCAAGACGUGCUGCAAUGGAGAGCUCAGGCCACUCCAGACCAUCCUCUGUUCCUUGUUCUCAAUGCUAAGGGCACGGUGGCUAGCACCGCUUCCUGUCUGCAGCUGCACAAGCGGGCAGAGCGGGUAGCUGCAGCUCUGAUGGGACGCCUCAACACUGGAGACCAUGUAGCACUCGUCUACCCACCAGGAAUCGACCUGAUUGCCACCUUCUACGGCUGCCUGUACGCUGGCUGUGUGCCGGUCACUGUCAGACCCCCACAUCCCCAGAACUUGGCGACCACCCUGCCCACCGUCAAGAUGAUUGUUGAGGUCAGUAAGUCGGUGUGUAUCCUGACCACUCAAGCAAUAAUGAAGCUGCUGAAAUCCAAAGAGGCUGCUGCUGCUGUGGACAUAAAGAGCUGGCCCAUGGUGCUGGACACAGAUGACCUCCCCAGGAAGAAGAGCCCUCAGAUGUACAAGCCCCCGACCCCAGAGAUGUUGGCUUACCUGGACUUCAGUGUGUCCACAACAGGCAUCUUAGCAGGGGUCAAAAUGUCUCACGCUGCCACCAGUGCCUUGUGUCGCUCCAUCAAACUGCAGUGUGAGCUCUACCCAUCCCGGCAGAUCGCCAUCUGUCUGGAUCCCUACUGCGGCCUGGGCUUCGCUCUCUGGUGCUUGUGCAGCGUGUACUCGGGCCACCAGUCGAUCCUGGUUCCCCCUCUGGAGCUGGAGAGCAAUGCGUCUCUGUGGCUUGCGGCAGUCAGCCAGUACAAAGUGCGCGUCACCUUCUGCUCGUAUUCAGUCAUGGAGAUGUGCACCAAGGGCCUGGGUUCACAGACGGAAGCAUUGCGGUUGCGAAAUGUGAACCUGUCUUGUGUGCGUACGUGCAUGGUGGUGGCAGAGGAGAGGCCCCGCAUAGCACUCACUCAGUCCUUCUCAAAGAUCUUCAAGGACUUGGGCCUUUCACCACGCGCCGUCAGUACCACCUUCGGAUGCAGGGUGAACGUGGCGAUUUGUUUGCAGGGCACAGCUGGACCAGACCCCACCACUGUUUAUGUGGACAUGAGAGCUCUGCGACAUGAUAGGGUUCGCCUGGUAGAGAGAGGGUCUCCGCACAGCUUGCCACUGAUGGAGUCCGGGAAGAUCCUCCCUGGAGUGAAGGUGAUCAUUGCCAACACAGAGACUAAAGGACCCCUGGGAGACUCCCACCUGGGAGAGGUCUGGGUGAGCAGUCCUCACAAUGCCACAGGCUACUACACAGUGUAUGGUGAGGAGGCGUUGCAUGCGGACCACUUCAACACAAAGCUCAGCUUCGGCGACACCCAGACUGUGUGGGCGAGGACGGGCUACCUGGGCUUUCUGCGGCGCACUGAGCUCACUGAUGCCAGUGGAGAGCGCCAUGACGCCCUCUACGUGGUGGGCUCUCUUGAUGAGACUCUGGAGCUGAGGGGAAUGAGGUAUCACCCAAUUGACAUCGAGACCUCUGUUAUCCGUUCUCACAAGAGCAUAGCUGAAUGUGCGGUGUUCACUUGGACCAACCUCCUUGUGGUGGUUGUGGAGCUGGAGGGGUCUGAGCAGGAGGCCCUGGACCUGGUUGCUCUGGUCACCAACGUUGUCCUGGAGGAGCACUACCUCAUCGUAGGGGUGGUGGUGGUGGUGGACCCUGGCGUCAUCCCCAUCAACUCUCGAGGGGAGAAGCAACGCAUGCACCUCAGAGACGGAUUCCUGGCUGACCAGCUGGACCCCAUAUAUGUGGCUUACAACAUGUGAGGGCCCUGCUGCAGGAGGGUUACCCCUCCAUGUGGCUCAUCACACAACAGGAGACAGCAGGACAGUAAAUGUGGGGCCCGGUGUCAGUGCGGCUUCUGUUGAAAGACAGCGAGCUGGCCUCUUCUUUCAGCUCACAGAGUGGAAAUAUGAAAGAAACUCGGAUGCAAAAUUUCACAGCAAAAUGGAGAGAAAUUCCAAGAGAAAUAAGAUUGACACAAACCUCAUGUCUGUUUCUCCCUGUAAUUUCUUGCCUCAACAAAUGUUUUAAAGGGCGUUUUGGUUUUGUUGAAGUGCGUUUUGUAUGUACGAUAGUGUCUGACUCCUUAAACCCAGUACACCCGAUAGCAGUACAGCAGGUGGUUAAGGUAUAAUCCUACACUGUGCCAUUAACAUAAUUUACUUUGUCAGUCUCCAAAAUGAUGAAUGUUAGUUGUGUUUGCCACACACGUGCCAUAGAACAGGACUGACGCCAGUACCCUAAUCAAACAAACCCUAAUAUGUUUCACGUUCGCCUCCUCUGCCACUGCAGGUCAAAUAUUUUCCAUAGAAGUCUCUAAUCUCUGUCAUUAAAUCUGUGGGAGCUUCUCUUCAGAUUACGGCUGCGCCCCAAAGUGAACUGGGCUGCAACUAACUAUUAUGUACAUUGUCAAUUAAUCUGUCAAUUAUUUUCUCGAUUAAUCGAUAGUUGUUUGGGCUAUAAAAUGUCAAUCAGUGUGUCCCAAAGCCCAAGUUCACAUCCUCGAGUGUCCUGUUUUGUCUACAACCCAAAAAUAUUCAUUAAAUUAGUUGGUGAUUAAUUCAGUAGAUGACCACUACUCAAUUAAUCGAAUAAUCGUUGCAGCUGUAAAGCGAUCCCUGAUUUUAUGUGCUCCAGCUCUAUUCAGAUCAUGUUAUUGCAUCAACAAAGAAGCACACAGCUGUGGUGUUGAAGGAGGGGCAGUACUUGUUUUUUGUUGCUGUUUCCAGCAGUAGUCCUUCAGUUUGUAGUGUCGGUAACAAAAACGUGUAGAAGUAAUGUUGUGAUUUGACUCGUUCUUUUUUUAAAUCGAAAAUGUGUAAUAUAGUUAUUGUUUUAGCUGAACAAAAUGCAAUAUGAGUGAUGUGAAAGAUGUUGCUCUGAAUGACUGCAGACAGUAAGUGCCGAUCAAUCCAAGUCAUGAGAUAUAAUCGUUGCUUACUAUUAGCAGCGUACCAAAUGAUAUGAAUUAAGCCUUAAGUGUUUUGUUUUUUAGAUGCCUGUUCCUAUCCCAGCUCCUGUUCAGCUACAUUUUGUGAAGUUUAUCAGCUGUUGGAUAGGCAGGGAACAUGCAGAGGGAGGUUGGUAUUGUAAAUCCUGCUCUUCUUGCACCCAAAGUCUUUCAUCUUUUUCAGCUAAGAUGAAUAUACUUGAUCCUGACAUCAGCCAUUACAAACACACACAUGCUCCGUAAAUAUUUUUGAUAAUGUCUGUCCCUAUUGUCAGUUGUGUUCAGUGUGUGUUUUAUAACAACAUACUGGAAGAACUUGUAGUUGGUAUGGAUUUGAUGCAGAAUGUCACAGCCUCAUUUCGAAUGCCAUAAGGUUGAAUGAGAGUUGAAAAAUGUCGCAUGUACUGUAUGAGGCAAGUGUCUAAUAUGCGUGUAACACCUUAACCUCCCACCUUAUCACAUUGACUUUGUAAAGAUUCACUUCACUGUAUGUUGCUUCUCUGUGCACAUCCCUUCAGAAACAGGCCCCGAGCCUGCUGUAAGUAUGUACAGGUUUUGUGUAAAUUAUUAAUUGAUUGAGGAGACGACAGGAAGCAUAACACAUAAAGACUGAAUGUGGUUUAUAUGUGAACUUCUCCCUCACAAACAAACUUAUUUGAAAUGUAUUGUCAUGUGUGGACAUUGGGAGGAGACAUGCAAAGCCUUGCAAACAUUUUUUUAGUAUGAAAGAACAGCGGGAACUGGCCACUUCCAGGAUGAGACGAAGCACACUCCGAGCACAAGGAGAAGACAGUUACGCUCUGCUGACUGCUGAGGUGUCACAUCCUCUGGAGCAAACUUUUGUUGUUGACAUAUAGAAAGAUACAUUUGUCUGAUAUGGUUAGUUGUCAUUAUUUUCAUAACCUGAUUUCUUAAUGAAUAAAAAGUACUUUUAACUUGAAA